GUUUAAUUUAGGUUAACCGCGGUUGUAGUAAUUCUCAUUUUAUUUAAACUAUCGUGCUAAAUAAAAAGUAACAACCGGUUGAAUUUUAUUACCGGUCAUUAAAUCGAUAAAUAAGUAUUUGACAUAUUUAUGGUUUAUUGACAAAAAAAAUCCCGCGACAAGACCGUCUUUUUAGUAAUAUAGGAAGGAGUAGGGGUGCGAACAGGUUUUUGUAAAUAUAUAUAUAUAUAAAAAGUUGGCAUAUUUUAAAUAAUUGCUCUCUUGCAUGGUACCGGUGCACGUUAAGGGUCUUUGUGAAUUUUAAAUGAACUUAAAGCUUGUGUUAUAACAGUUUUUUUGUGUAAUGAAUUGACUGUGGGUCACUUAACAAUAAACACUAUGAAUCUACGACUAAAUUUAAGUAUUUUAAUCCAUAUUGGAUUCGUGUCUGCCCAUAAUGGUGGUGCUGCACCUACAGCGGUAACAGAAAAUGGAAAAAUAAAGGGACAAAUCAGAGGAGCCAAAUGUGGGAGGCAAUUUUUUUCAUAUACAGGAAUCCCCUACGCCAAACCUCCUUUAGGAAAUUUAAGAUUUGCAGAACCUCAAAGUCCGGAGUCCUGGACAACAAUUAGAGAUGCAACGAAGGAGCCUCCCUUAUGCAUUCAAAAAAAUUACUUAUUUUCUGCUACCCCGUCCAUACAAGGAGAAGAAGACUGUUUGUAUCUUAAUGUUUAUUCCCCAAAGCUUUCCAGUGCUUCCAAUGAGAAAGUUCAAAAUGAACUGUUACCAGUGAUGGUUUUUAUCCAUUGGGGCGCCUUCAUUGCUGGAGCGAGCAGGGGUGGUUAUAUAGGUCCAGAGUAUUUUAUGGAUAAGGAUGUUGUUUUGGUUACUUUCAAUUAUCGACUUGGUCCAUUCGGUUUCUUAUCAACAAUCGACGAUGAAGCUCCAGGAAAUUAUGGUUUAAAAGAUCAAGUGCUAGCCCUUAAAUGGGUCCAGCGAAAUAUCGAGAACUUUGGUGGAAAUAAGGACAACGUUACUAUAUUUGGACAGAGCGCAGGCGCGGGGAGCGUUCAUUACCAUUUAUUAAGCCCUGCAUCAAAAGGUUUGUUUCAUCGAGCAAUUUCUCAAAGCGGAAGUGCACUAGCAGCUUGGGCUAUGACUCUAAACGAUGUCCAAAAACAAGUAACUGUCUUACAAGCGAAAUCUGUUGGUUGUGAAAACUCGACAGAUAAUAAAAUGCUUAUUGAAUGCCUAAGAAAUGUUCCUGCUGAGGAUAUUAUGAGAACUCAAGAUUAUUUUAGAACUUUCUUUGGUAAUCCCCUUGUGAUAUAUGGGGCUGUAGUAGAAACGGAGUCUGAAAGGAACCCUCAGCCAUUUUUCACCAAAACUCCGCUAGAGUAUAUCUUGUCAGGACAAAUAGAAAAAGUACCAUGGAUCACAGGCGUUGUAAAGAAUGAAGGAGUUUUAAGAGCACCAAGUUUGAUUCGAUCAUCUGAAGCCAGAGAAGCUUUAAAUAAAAAUUUCGAGAAGUUAUUGACUGAAGACUUAUUAGGAUUGCAACUGAGUACAGUCGAUACCCAAAGCCUGUACAAAAAUAUCAGCAAAUUUUAUUUUAAUGGCAAGGAGCAAAUUGAUUUGGCAGACCUUAAGACUGUACAGGGAUUCAUAGAUGUAUAUUCUGAUAGAGCGUUUUUCUACCCUCUGUACCAAUCAUUAUUUUUACACUAUAAGGUUGGUCAUAAGCCUAUCUAUUUGUAUAGUUUUGAAUAUAAAGGUACUAACAGUUAUGGGGACUUAUUUGCUGGAACUAAAGAAGAUAUAGAUUAUGAAUGGGGUGUUUGUCAUUGCGAUGAGCUUCUAUACCUUUUUAAUUCAACGGAUUUGAUUCCAAGCAUAAGCAACUGGAGCGAUGCUUUAAUGAGUAGGAUGUUGCUGACCCUCUGGACGAAUUUUGCAAAAUAUGGAAAUCCAAACCCUAUUGAAAAUUCUGUACAUGCAAACCUCAACUGGAAGCCUUUGAAUUUAACAACAACAGACCACAGUAAGGCCAGUGAGGAUUUGCAAUUUUUAAACAUUACAGGAAGUAGAGCUACUGGACCAAAAUUGGAGAUAUCUACAGGUUUUUACCAAGAAAGGAUCAAAUUUUGGACUGACUGUGAUAUUUUUGAAAAUAGUUACUUUGACUGAAUAAAUUUGACUGAUCUUUUUUAA
This is a messenger RNA of Anthonomus grandis grandis, 2190 nucleotides long. RefSeq names its product juvenile hormone esterase-like (gene Tcjhe). The coding region runs from base 379 to 2166 and encodes 595 amino acids. The transcript has 11 exons. Lineage: Eukaryota; Metazoa; Arthropoda; Insecta; Coleoptera; Curculionidae. The record is from RefSeq and is a predicted model, not a curated record.